Messenger RNA from Oikopleura dioica, 3717 nucleotides. Lineage: Eukaryota; Metazoa; Chordata; Appendicularia; Copelata; Oikopleuridae. The record is from the annotation of a GenBank genome assembly.
AUGGGAUGGCUUUCUUCUUACGGCCCUCAUCACGUGAGAGCUAUCAGGAGAAUCAGCAGGACUCGUCCUCUUCGACUUUUUGAGAAGAUCGAUGAUUUCGCUAAGCUGCCAUCGAAAAUUAAGCUGAUCAACGACAUCAAUUACAAAAGAUAUCGGGAAGCGACUAAAGCCGAGUUGAAAGUUUUUGGAGAAAAGGCGAAUCUGUCCAAUUAUAAAAAGCUCGGAAGUGGGCCUCCUUACAAGUUUAAAAAUACAUGGCGCGAGGACGAUUUCAAACGGACAGGAGCGCACUUGCUGGUGAACCAUACAGUCUUUGGCAAGCUCCGACAAGAUACAGUCAACCAAACCGAGCUCUGGAAUCCAAUCGCGCAUUUCAACAUCUCCCCCGCGUCCCAGAAACUCAUCAACGAAUUCUACCUCCAGAUUCCAGCGAAAAACGGGCUGCAAUGGAUGCACCAUCAAAUUGGAUGGAGAUAUUUGAAGAAUUUCAUGUGGUGGAGGAGUUUUCGAAAGCCGGACUAUAUUUUUGACAUGAAGGACUUUGAGAACUCAUGGGCUGUGAUGGAUCAGUUUUUGGAUAAAGUCGAGAAAGCGGCGGAAAAACACUCGAUUUCGACGAUGAAAUUUACAGCCGACUCGGUGAAGAAUAAUUAUUUGGAUAUAACCGACACGCUGUAUUUCGACCAGCCAAGAUAUUAUUUUAUGCUCAGAACGCUUGAAUUUUACAAACGUUGUAAUCCAGAAGUUCAGGAAAUUCUAAAGCAUCGAAUUGACGAGUAUUUCUCUCGUGAAAACAUCAAAGAAGGCCAGCUCGUUUUGAGAAGACAAAUCACAGACCCCCUUGAUCGAGAAAAUUUAAACGAGUACCUCGAAAACCCACCAAGUUAUAUCGACAAAUAUGUUCCUGCGAUGGACAAAAUCUGGGAGCAACGAAUCGGUGAUUUCAAAAUAAAACGGAAUGAAGAGCUCUUUGCCGACGAAGAAAAACUCCGAGAGCUUUUUGAAAAACAGAUGGAAAUUGAAGCAAGAGGGUCAAUCACUGUCGAUGUUGAUUAUCCCUCGCAGACGAAAUACGAACAUAAUCGCAAGCGACUCAAUUUAGAAAAGUUCACCCCUGAGUUGGUCAAAUCGAUGCUAGAGAAAUACAUGGUCGAGUGGGAAAAGAUCCUUGGCGACAGGAUGAUCCAAAUGUACAUUGAAAUGUCGGAGCAUGCGAUUUCCGACUUGAAUCUUCUCGAGUCUCUCAAAUUCCUUGAAAUACGCGCGUUUUUUGAAACACUUGUUGAAGCAGGCGGCGACGAUCCCGAGAAGUUCAUCCGAUAUCUGGCCAAGCAGAUGGUCUGGGGAAGCUACAGCGAAGUUGCGAUGUCACAAGAAUAUCUCGUCACAACCAUGAUUCUGCUCCCACAUGUUUGGGAUUAUUGCAUCAUGACACUGGAGAAGGCCUUGAUCAAUCCGACCUUCGAGGAUUACAAAAGAUGGUUCACUGGGGACAAUAAUGAUCACGUCGGCAAUGCGGGAGCGUUGUUCCAUGAUUUGGCGUAUCAUAAGUCUUCAGAAAUCGGACUUCAGUUGAAUAGAGUGCUAGUCAAUUUGAUGAGGGAGACUCUUCAGUUUCAUAGAACUCCGGCAGAAGCACUAGAAUGGUACAACUCAACUCGUCCUUUAGAAGAGGAUCUUCUCAACAACCAGCUUCAUCCGUGGAUCAUGCUAACCGACAGAGAUCAUCCCUCUCAAAACAUGUUUCAAGACCUCGCUUUUAUCUUUCGCAUGGGAACUUACACGGACAAAUACUCUGCGAUGCCGAUGGUUUGUCCGCCAAGACCCUACAAGAUCUUCGAUAAUCAAAUCAAAGGCCAAUUUCUUACCUCGCCAAGAUUGCUGGUCAAAAGAAAAAAGAUGCGAAACCCGAAGCCGUAUCACAUCGAAGAGUCCUACGGCUGGAAACAGUAUCCGAAAGAAAAGAUCAAUCACAUGCUCACUGCCUGCAACGCCAUUGCCCAACAAAGCUGGAGCAUCAACAAAGAAAUCGUUGAUAUACUCGAAGAAGUAACAAAAGAAGGAGGAAUGUACACAUUGAAAGUUCCAAUGCGCGACUGCUGGGAUGUUUCUCACGGAAUCAAGUCGAUUGUAACCACCUCAACGUCUGAUCCUCUUUACAAUAGACACAAGCAAGUAGAAACACGACUAAGGGUUGAAGAAAAGGGACUGUAUGUUACUUUCCAGAGCCAUUUAGGCCUCGCCAAGUACUUUUCCCAGUUCGACGAGUUCUGGCUCCCUCUGGACUUGGACUACAGAGGUCGGAUUUAUCCAACAACGGCUAUUAUGAAUCCGCUAUCGAGUGACCCCUACAGAGCGACUUUUCAGUUUGGACGAGCAAGAAAACUAGGUGGAAGGCAAAAGAAUGGUUUCACCGGAUUCGAGUGGCUGUUGAUUCAGUGCAUCGCACUUUCUGAUAAGAAAAAGAAAGCGACUCACGAGGAAAUGCUCCAUUUCGCAUGGCAAAAUUUCCACGCGAUUUGUGACUCUGGUCGAGAACCUCUUACUGGCUAUAGAUGGUGGGAAACUUGUGAGAAACCGUUUCAGGUGCUCGCUGCUUGUAUGGAGAUUUGGAAGGCGACACAACUGGACGAUCCAGCGGAGUAUGAGACGAAAAUUUCAGUCCACAUGGACGGAACUUGCAACGGAUUCCAGCACUACUCUGCCAUGGGAAGAGAUACUAUCGGCGCUAUCUUCACAAAUGUUCUUCCAACUGAGCGGCCUUCUGACUUCUACCACUCGAUUCUCGAAUCAGCGCUGAAGCUGAUGGAUGAAGAUAUUGCCGCCGAAGGAGCAAACUUCGAAAAGCUUCGAAUCGCGAAAAUCGCCCGCAAAGUCGUCAACCGUUCAAUUGUCAAGAGACCUGUCAUGGCUAUUCCGUACGGCUUAUCUGUCAGAGGCGCCGUCGACAUUUGCAGAAACAAUCUUCACGGGAAAAUUUCCACUGCCGAUUUGACCCCCGUGGCGCAGUAUAUCAUCAGGAACUUGUUCAGUUCGAUCAAUCAGACGUUCCGAAACUCGAUGGCGAUCAAGCAGUGGCUCGCUGGGUACAAUCGAUUUUGCUCCUCGAAACUCGGAGUUCCGAUUGAGUACAUUUCGCCGAUGGGAUUUCCUGUGUCGCAGAUUGGAUACAAAAGUAUGCUGCAAAGAAAGACCUCGAUGGAAGUACUGAUAGCUGCUGUAGACGAGAAUAGAAUAAAGAACGAAAGGGAUAAUUGCUACGGAGUGUUUCCCGCGGCAGAUGGUCAACGAUCCGGAAACUCGCUCUCGCCGAACUUUGUUCAUGCGAUUGAUGCGAGUCAUUUGCUCAUGAGUUACACUAUGUUUGCUAAAGCUGCGAAAGAAGAAAGAGGGACGGAAGCAGAUUUCGGAUCAAUCCACGACUCGUUUUGGUGCCACCCUUCUCAAGUAGAUCUAUUGAAUGAAAACCUCCGCGAAGCGUUCAUCGACAUGUAUGAAAAUUUCGACCCUAUCACGACUUUUGCUGAACACAUGGAGAACUGGGUGAUUCCGGAACGUCUGUGGCCGAAGCGAUUCGAUAAUUUGCCGGAAAGUGUAACGACGCUGGAGAAUAAGCUGUCGCAUCUGGAAAGAAGAGAAACGCUGUUUCAUAACCGGCCGGAGAAAGGAGAUAUGGAUAUACAAAAAGUCAGAGAUUCAAAGUAUUUCUUCUGCUGA